Molecule: messenger RNA, 1173 nt
Organism: Acanthaster planci (crown-of-thorns starfish)
Lineage: Eukaryota; Metazoa; Echinodermata; Asteroidea; Valvatida; Acanthasteridae
Product: inter-alpha-trypsin inhibitor heavy chain H3-like
Biological process (GO): hyaluronan metabolic process
Molecular function (GO): serine-type endopeptidase inhibitor activity
Source: RefSeq, a predicted model, not a curated record
CUCUACUACUAGAACAUUGACCCUACCUUCGGUUUUUUCGUGUCAGUUUUGACGUAAUUCUGCUGAGGUUAAAUUGCAACAUUUAUGUCGGUACAAAUAUUUUAAUAUUUUAUAGAUUUGUUUAUGUUUGCGGUUGGAGGAAGGAAUGUUGACGCGAUUUAGAGAUGUCAUUUUGAAACUGUGUAAAUGUAAAAUGCUUGCUAAUAAUUAUAUCAGAAUUUCGAGAUUUUUGUGCGCUUUAAAAAAUGUCAAUGCUAGAUUAUUCGUGAGGUUGGCGUGGGGCUUAAGACGCUCUGACUCUUGGCGGGGUGGGCGUCUCAGUGUGGGAAGGCAAGUACCUUCUCUUGCAGCCUAAGAGCGGAGUGGAACUGGUCGUGAUGAGGCACAACGUAGCCCGUCACCACGUGGGCAAGGUGGACUUCUUUGGCCUGUACGUCGUUGAGGGUGAAGGCGUUUCUCACCAAGUGCAUGGUAUCAUCGGUCAGUUCCAACGAAGGAAGAUACACCUGGAGCGGAAAUCGGCAACAGUUGACGGCGACGAGGUCAAAAGUUACACCCGAAUUCGCAGUAGACGCGUCGAGGUCAUCCGAUCGGAGAAGCUUGACCGGCUGACAGGUAAGAUGGAGCAGUGCUGGUAUGCCGGGAACAACGCCGAAGGGGUCAUCGAUGGUACCUACACGGACUACUUAGUUGAGGCUUAAUAGACAAAGUGUGAGGUCAUCGUUACGUGCCAAUAUGACUGAAAUCGAAUGUUCAAUCAAGUCAUUUACUGGUGCGAAAUUUUUUUGGGCGCAUAAUCCAAUCGUUGAGAGUUCGUUUCUUGAUGAACGACUUUCUUUGUUUAAGGGCUGGUCCUGAGGUAAGGGUCGAGAAUCCUGUGCAAGGGUUACAGUCACCUAGCCUAGUGUGACUGUGCCUUAGUCCGAGUGGCGCGUGUGUUGUUGAGGGCUCGGUAGGUUGAGGGGCUAAUUGGUGGCGCGGUAUAGUUCCUGAUAGGAGCUUGUGGUUGAUGCAAGGGCGGAUUGCUAUCUCGUGACGUGAGUUGCGUGUAGCGCAUCCCUGAGAAUAAGCCCCGUACACUUGCUAAAGUCCCUGAUUGGGCACUGGAUGCCCAACAUUAAUUGUGUUGUUCGCUGCUCUGUGCGAAGUCCGGUCACGUAUAAUCACACAGUC